ACCCUGAAUUUUCCUAGACAAUUAUUCAACCCCACCCGACGCGUCCUACAGCGCGUCUUCAGUCGGAACUCUUGCACGUUCACACGCACACUUCACCAACAUGUACCUUCCACGGGGUCUCAUAGCCCAACUCUACCAGAAACUCGUAAAACGGAAUCAUGCUGCAUCUUCCCCCAUACUGCUCCUCGUGGGCCUCGAACCAGACGCGCUGUGCGCUUGUCGUAUCCUCACCGCGCUUCUCAAACGCGACUAUAUACCCCACAAAAUACAACCAGUCUCCGGCUUCAACGAUCUGAUCUGCGCGGCAGAUGAUCUUGUAAAACCAAUGCGAACAUACUCCGGUGGAAGUGGUGGCCUUGUCGUAUGUCUAGGUGUUGGCGGCAUGGUUGAUCUGGAAGAGAUGUUUGGCCUGGAUUAUAACGACGAACUGGGAAGCAGAGGGACUGGAGAUGUCGAGGUCUGGGUCAUGGAUGCGCGGAGGCCAUACAAUCUUACCAACGUGUUUGAUGUGCCUGCUGAGCUAGACGCCGAAUCUGGCGAGUUGGUGCGGAAGAUCCCGGGUAUAGAUAUGGGACGAUUACCAAAAUCAUACCAAUCAACGAGAGGAGGCAUUAUUGUGUUCGACGAUGGUGACAUUGAAGAGGAAAUGAAGGCAGAGCAGGAGGCCUACUGCGAGUUGAGCGAGAUGCCGGAGGUGGGAGAUGAAGAAGAAGAUGAGGACGACGACGAAGAAGACGAGAUGGAUGGGUUGGAUGCUCCAAGCUCCGGUCAGAAGAGGUCACUGCAAGACGAUGAAGAUGCAGAUAUGAGUGAUGACGACGGUCGUCCCUACCAACGGAGGAGAAGCAAUUCGGGUGGAUCAAUACCAUCACCACGAGAAAGGAGACCUCCGCGGCACGGCCUCCGAAUCUUGGACGGCUCCUCAGAUUUCUCGCGCUCAGAUUCACGUAGUCGAUCUACGUCACCGGUCACCACAGUCGCACCAAAACCUCCAUCUAUGAGAAAGCUCCGACAGGAGCUUCGAGCGCGAAGGACGAAGUAUAAUGAGGUUAUUGAGGGAUACUACGACUCGGGCAAUACCUACUCAGAACCAGUCUCAUCGAUGAUCUACUCCUUGGCUUCUGAACUUGGACGCGAGGAUAACGAUCUUUUAUGGAAUGCCAUUGUCGGAGUGAGCAGCUUGGAGCUUUACGGAAAGACUGGAACCGGCCUAGGCUUAAAUCCAUUGUCAACAGCAGGAGGAUCAUCGGGAUGGAAUGGCCACCGAGGAGAGCGCAUCCGGGGUGUCUUGCGAGAUGAAGUUCGCCGUCUGAACCCUAUGGACGCCAAAGAUUUUGCGCGCGAAACAAGUUUAGGAGAUUCAACAGGCGUCAUUCCUACGAGUGCCCGUUCAGCCACCGACAAAUCCAUCAGACUCUCCCCUGAGCCCCGGUUUCUGCUGUUGCGCCACUGGAGUUUGUAUGAGAGCAUGCUUCACUCACCCUAUCUUUCUGCUCGUCUCCACAUAUGGAGUGAUGCGGGACGCCGACGCCUCGACAAAUUACUUGCCAAGAUGGGUGUCAGUCUGACCCAGUGCAAGCAGAACUACACACAUAUGGACAUGGAGCUAAAGAGAGGCCUAAGGGAGCGAUUACUCCGCUUUGCCCCCGUUUACGGUCUUGAUGGUCUGGUUCCCCCUGCACCCCGCGGCAACGAUUCAAAAGACGGAUGGGGUUUCGUGCGUUCAUGGGGAUGGAAAGCAUGUCUAUCCGCCAUCGAUGCCAGUGUCAUACUGGGGGCCAUCCUCGAAGUCGGCGACGCAAAAUCCCUUACUGAGUCUGCCCUGGACUCCAAGAACUUCGUCGGCAGUCAAGACCACAACGAACAGGCGCAAGUCGACUGGAGAGAAAACCCAGCUCAAGAGCACAUCACAGCUCGUUUCUGGACAGCCUAUGACGCACUUAACAAUAUCGACCUCCUCGUCCGCCACAUCCACACAGCGCAAUACCUCCACAAAGCCAUCCUCCGCACGGGCACCGCACUCAUAGAGAAAAAACAGAUCCGCCACCUCCGCGCCUUCCGCAUGGCCGUCGUAAAAGAAGGCCCAGACGUCGAGCUCUUCACGCACCCUGGCGCUCUAACCAAACUCGCUCUCUGGAUCGCCGAAGCCAUUGUCGAGCUCAAUGGCACUAAGGGAAAAGGCAAGGGCUCAGAGCUCGUCAUGGCCGGCCUCGACGAGAACCGCGGUAAAUACAUCGUCGUCGGCCUCGGCGGCGGUGGUGCUGGCUCAGCACACACCACCCGUGAACUCAUUGCCAAACGCGACGCUAAACAAAAAGCUCGCGAGGCGAAGAAGAUGGCUCGGCUCGCCGAGCGCCAGAAGCGUCGUGAGCGGCGCCGUCUUCAGCGAGAGCGCGCUGGCGAGGACGUUGUAUCCGAGUAUGAAUCCGAGUCUGACGAGUCGGAAGAGGAAGAUGACGAUGAGACGGAAGAUGAAGACGAGACUGAGGAACUGCCCAAGGGUCACGGCCGCAAUAGGUUCGGGCAAGCAUUCCGCGAUAUUGCGGGCGAGCUGGGAGAUUCGGUCGGCGUCAAGCAGGACUCUUUCGAGGCUUGUGUCGUUGAAGUCAAGAAGGAGGAUUUAAGUGGGUUCUUGGAGAGGUUGAGUAUGCAGGUUGUUGUUACGGGGAUGGGACCUGCGGCGUGA
Periconia digitata is the source of this 2686-nucleotide messenger RNA. The record is from the annotation of a GenBank genome assembly. Lineage: Eukaryota; Fungi; Ascomycota; Dothideomycetes; Pleosporales; Periconiaceae.